Molecule: messenger RNA, 1104 nt
Organism: Rotaria sordida
Lineage: Eukaryota; Metazoa; Rotifera; Eurotatoria; Philodinida; Philodinidae
Source: the annotation of a GenBank genome assembly
AUGUUGAUGCAACGUUGUUUUUGGCCCGUGUUGUUUAUUCUGUUAUCGAUCAUUGUUGACAUUGAUGGUCGACAACAAUCGAAAAUUCAACCACCUAUGCCAUUUAAACUCUCUCAUUUGACUUCGAAUCAACGUGGUAAUAGACAGUCGACAGAAGUACAGCAGAUGAAUCCUUGCAAUGGAACAUAUAUCCGAACAAAUGGAACAACAUGUGGUUUGAAAGAAAUUAUUAUUGGUCGUUGUUAUCAAUAUCAAUAUACAAAUCGUGGACCAUAUUUCAAUUAUCAAACAAAUACGAAGGAUUGUACGGAACUUUAUGAAGCAUUCGAAAGAGCUGUUCGAUACAAACCUUUUUGUGAAAUCAAUAUGAGUACAUAUGAAGAAUAUUUCAAACUCACACUGAAAGAUAUAAAACCGAUCGAUCGAGGAAUGUUUUGGAGUGGUACCAAUAUGAUCGCUCAUAUUUAUAGUAAUAAUGGUCAUAAUUACAUAACAUUAGAGGAUACACUGGCUGCAGUGAUGUUAAAUCAGUUGACGUGGUGUGGUAAAGCCAAUGAUUCGAUUGGAUUUGAUUACGUUAAUUGUCCAGGAGCUUGUGAAGAAAACCCAUGGUCUGAUGUUGCAUUUUGGGGAUUGGCAUCGAAAACGUUUGCUGAAUCGGUCACUGGUGAAGUUCAUGUCGUUUUGAAUGGCAGUCGUGAUGCUACUGAUUUAGCAUUUCGUACCGAUUCGUUUUUUGCCAAAUUCGAAUUACCCAACUUUAGACGUGAUCAACAAUUUAAUGUAAUUCGAGUCAAUGUUCUUCUUUUACAUUCACCUGAUAUUCCCAUAAGAGAAAAGUGUGGUGAAAAAAGUCUUCUUAUUCUUGAAGAUCUAGUACGACAACGUGGUUUUGACUAUACAUGUGAAGAUGAUCCAGAUGCAUUGCUUAUGAUCAUGUGUGGAAAUGAAUAUAAUGCUCGAGAAUGUCAAGUUGCUCGACGUAUUCUUCGUCAAGAAUGGGAUGCCAAAUUAUUUGGACAAUCAUUGCAAAAUCAACCUGAAUUGUUUUUAUUAAUAUUUGUCCUCUUUAUCGUUAUGCUCUGUGCCGCUCUUUUAACGUGA